AUGUCAGAAGACAGUGACUCUCUGAGAACCAGCCCCUCAGUGGCCUCGCUUUCCGAAAAUGAACCGCCACCACCCCCCGAGCCUCCAGGCUAUGUGUGCUCACUGACAGAAGACCUGGUCACCAAAGCCAGGGAGGAGCUGCAGGAGAAGCCGGAAUGGAGACUUCGGGACGCCCAGGCCCUUCGUGACAUGGUGCGGAAGGAGUACCCAAACCUGAGCACCUCACUGGACGAUGCCUUCCUGCUACGCUUCCUCCGAGCCCGCAAGUUUGAUUACGACCGGGCCCUACAGCUCCUGGUCAACUACCACAGCUGCAGGAGAAGCUGGCCCGAAGUCUUCAAUAACCUGAAGCCGUCAGCCUUGAAAGAUGUCCUCGCUUCUGGAUUCCUCACCGUGCUGCCCCACACUGACCCCAGGGGCUGCCAUAUCCUCUGCAUCCGCCCAGACAGAUGGAUCCCGAGCAAUUAUCCAAUUACCGAGAACAUCCGAGCUGUGUACUUGACGCUGGAAAAGCUCAUUCAGUCUGAAGAAACCCAGGUGAAUGGAAUUGUAAUCCUUGCAGACUACAAAGGAGUGAGCUUAUCAAAGGCAUCCCAUUUUGGCCCUUUUAUAGCCAAAAAGGUGAUUGGCAUCCUCCAGGAUGGUUUCCCCAUUCGGAUAAAAGCAGUCCACGUGGUCAAUGAGCCUCGGAUAUUUAAAGGCAUCUUUGCCAUCAUAAAACCAUUUCUGAAGGAGAAAAUAGCAAACAGAUUCUUCCUCCAUGGGUCUGACCUGGACUCACUCCACACAAGCCUUCCAAGAAGCAUUCUCCCCAAGGAGUACGGGGGCACAGCUGGAGAGCUGGACAUCACCGCCUGGAAUGAGGUGCUGCUGGCCUCAGAGGAUGACUUUGUGAGAGAGUUCUGCCAGCCUGUCCCUGCCUGUGACAGUAUCCUGGGCAAGGCCCUGCUGCCUGAGGGGCUGACCUCCGAUGCGCAGUGUGAUGACUCCAUGCGGGCUGUGAAAUCACAGCUGUACCACUGCUACUAG
Orycteropus afer afer is the source of this 1029-nucleotide messenger RNA. It is a transcript of the gene TTPAL, whose product is annotated as alpha tocopherol transfer protein like. Bases 1 to 1029 code for a protein of 342 amino acids. The transcript has 4 exons. Gene Ontology annotation, molecular function: phosphatidylinositol bisphosphate binding. Gene Ontology annotation, cellular component: membrane. NCBI's taxonomy places the organism in Eukaryota, Metazoa, Chordata, Mammalia, Tubulidentata, Orycteropodidae. The record is from RefSeq and is a predicted model, not a curated record.